This is a messenger RNA of Nerophis lumbriciformis (worm pipefish), 741 nucleotides long. NCBI's taxonomy places the organism in Eukaryota, Metazoa, Chordata, Actinopteri, Syngnathiformes, Syngnathidae. The record is from RefSeq and is a predicted model, not a curated record.
AAUAUGGCUCAGCAUGGAAAUCCUGUAGCCAGUUCCCAAAAAGCACUCAUGCUGGAGAUGAAAAGUCUCCAGGACGAACCGGUGGAAGGCUUCAAAAUUACUCUGGUCAACGAGUCGGACAUGUAUAACUGGGAAGUGGCGAUAUUUGGGCCACCGAACACACACUACGAAGGCGGUUAUUUUAAGGCCUUGCUCAAGUUCCCAGUGGACUACCCAUACUCUCCUCCUUCUUUUCGUUUCCUCACCAAAAUGUGGCAUCCUAACAUUUAUGAGAAUGGCGAAGUGUGCAUUUCAAUCCUGCACCCGCCAGUGGACGACCCCCAUAGUGGCGAGCUGCCUUCAGAGCGGUGGAACCCCACACAAAAUGUCAGGACCAUCCUACUCAGCGUCAUCUCCCUUCUCAACGAGCCCAACACCUUCUCUCCUGCCAAUGUUGAUGCCUCCGUGAUGUACCGCAGGUGGAGGGAGAGCAAAGGCGAAGACCAGGAAUACAUUGAAAUCAUCAGGAAGCAGGUGCAGGCUACCAAGAGCGAAGCAGACCUUGACGGCGUCAAGGUUCCCGUCACCCUUGAAGAGUACUGCGUCCGCACCCAAGUGCCACCCACGGACGACGGCUCCAACCUGUUGUACGACGACAGCUCCAGCCUGUUGUAUGACUACGACCCCGAUGACGAAGGCCAAGCCGAUAACUACCGGGACAUUUGUUUUACCGACAAUGAGUCUGACAAUGACUACUACUAA